Messenger RNA from Symphalangus syndactylus (siamang), 3743 nucleotides. It is a transcript of the gene NADK2, whose product is annotated as NAD kinase 2, mitochondrial. Gene Ontology annotation, biological process: NADP+ biosynthetic process; NAD+ metabolic process. Gene Ontology annotation, molecular function: NAD+ kinase activity. NCBI's taxonomy places the organism in Eukaryota, Metazoa, Chordata, Mammalia, Primates, Hylobatidae. The record is from RefSeq and is a predicted model, not a curated record. Gene Ontology annotation, cellular component: mitochondrion.
GGCCCGGCCCACGAUGACUUGCUACCGAGGCUUCCUGCUGGGCAGCUGUUGUCGCGUGGCGGGCGGCCGGGCGGCGGCGCUGCGGGGACCGGGUGCGGGAGGCCCCGCCGCGCGGCCCCGGCUGGGCGGUGACGGUGGCGGCCGGCGGCACCUGGGGCAGGGGCAGCCGCACGAGCUGGCGGGCUGUGGCAGCCGCCCGGACGGCGGCUUCCGCCCCUCCCGGGUGGUGGUGGUGGCCAAAACCACCCGGUACGAGUUCGAGCAGCAGCGGUACCGUUACGCGGAGCUCUCGGAGGAGGACCUGAAGCAGCUGGUGGGUCCUGGCUCGGCCCCGCUUCGCUCCCGGGCUCGGCCGGGGCUCUGGUGGCGGCUGCGCCCCCUCGGGCGAGAUCUCUCGGGACGACUCUUCCCAGGGCACCGCAGAUGCCGGUCCUGCCUCUCUCGCGGCCCCCAGCUUGCAUUGAAAGGCUCUAGUUACAGUGGACUUCUUGAACGACAUCAUAUUCACACCAAAAAUGUAGAACAUAUUAUAGAUAGUUUACGGAAUGAGGGAAUUGAGGUUCGUCUAGUAAAGAGGAGAGAAUAUGAUGAAGAGACUGUUCGAUGGGCAGAUGCUGUCAUAGCUGCAGGAGGUGAUGGCACAAUGCUGCUGGCAGCAAGUAAAGUCUUGGACAGACUUAAACCAGUUAUAGGGGUAAACACUGAUCCAGAACGGUCUGAGGGUCAUUUAUGCCUGCCCGUUCGAUACACACAUUCCUUUCCAGAAGCCUUACAGAAGUUCUAUCGUGGUGAGUUCAGGUGGUUGUGGAGGCAGAGAAUCAGGUUAUACCUUGAAGGGACUGGCAUAAACCCUGUUCCUGUGGACCUUCACGAGCAGCAGCUAAGCUUGAAUCAACACAAUAGAGCCCUUAACAUUGAAAGAGCUCAUGAUGAAAGGUCUGAGGCUUCAGGACCCCAACUUCUGCCAGUGAGAGCACUAAAUGAAGUCUUCAUUGGGGAGAGUCUGUCAUCCAGGGCUUCCUACUAUGAGAUUUCAGUUGAUGAUGGUCCAUGGGAAAAACAGAAGAGUUCAGGGCUCAAUUUGUGUACUGGAACAGGAUCAAAGGCCUGGUCAUUCAAUAUUAACAGAGUUGCAACUCAGGCUGUAGAAGAUGUUUUAAAUAUUGCAAAACGACAAGGAAAUUUGAGUCUUCCAUUGAACAGAGAAUUGGUAGAGAAAGUAACAAAUGAAUAUAAUGAAUCACUGCUCUACAGUCCGGAAGAACCAAAAAUACUUUUCAGUAUUCGAGAACCAAUAGCAAAUAGAGUUUUCUCAAGCAGUCGUCAGCGUUGUUUCUCCAAAAAGGUUUGUGUUCGUUCUCGUUGUUGGGAUGCCUGUAUGGUUGUGGAUGGAGGAACUUCUUUUGAGUUCAAUGAUGGUGCAAUUGCUUCGAUGAUGAUCAGUAAAGAAGAUGAGCUUCGAACUGUGCUUCUAGAACAGUGAAGGAUUUCCUCAUGACAAAUUUUGAUUACUGGAGAGAAUAUUUUUACUUCAGAAACAGACUACCAGUCGUAAAAUGACAUUUUUUGGUUAUUGUUGAGACUGCUUGCCCGUGGGCUCAGAAGUGAGAUUUGCAUUAUUCUUCUGUUGGAUUCUGAUAGAAAAAAAGACAUUCACUGUAUAAGAAAAUGGAUAGACUGAACUAAUUAGAAUUGAUACCAGUGAAAUUUUUAUAUUGCUUACAAUCGGUAACCAAGAGUGCUGAUAUCUUUUUAAAUUUAGAGGGGCAGGCUUAAAUAAAGGACUAACUAAAUACUUAGGAUUUGAAACUUAACUGUAUAAGUGGUUUUCCUUCCCUUUCCUCCUAAUUGUGGGAUUGUCAGAACUGAACACAUAUCAUUUGAUUAGCGCAUAUUUUUUAUAGUACCUGAAUUAAGAUUUUAAAAAAAUUUUCAAGACAGAGAAUUUUGAUAAAUCCUGACAUUGACCUAAUUGACAUAGGUAAAUGUUUGUAUAUGUGCCAAGAAUUUUCUAAUUUCAGAACACAAUGAUGAUGUUAUGACUAUUGAUUUAAAAAUUUCAAAUAAUAAUUUUUGAAAUUAUAGAUCAAUGCUUUCAUUUGAGUUUCAUUCUGUAAUUUCAGCAGUUCUGGGUGAAAUACAGAUAGCAGAACAAAUCAUGAUGCUGUUACAAAUGUAUUAGUUAUCCAAUAAGUGUUUUAAGUCAAUUUUUUUAAAAUGAUAUGAGUCUUACAGGUUUCUUCCAUCUUUAAAAUGCUCAAACAUAGAUUCAGGGACUAAAAGGAUGAACAGAGUAGACAUUUUCUAUUAGGAGUUUGGUAAAAUAUUGUAAAAAUAUCUUCACCUGUGUUAGGAGUAUUAUCAGAAAGAAUGGAUUCUUUAAUAAAUAUGUAAAACACAGUAGUUUUGGAAUUGCCUUCCUUAGUAUUGUGGUUUUCACCUAGCUUAUAUUCCAAGAUUUACAGAAUAGCUUUUAGGAUAAAAUGUUAAGACUUUUCUUUUUUUUUUUUUCCCCCAGGAGAAUUCCUUUAUUUUUGGAGGAAAUUAUUAUCUAAUUCUUGAUCUACUUAUAAGUAAUCCUAGAAUUUUUGCCAAAAGAUCCUGUCAUUGCAUAAUGAAACAGUUCUUGUGCCAUUGUUCAAAGUCAUGUGUUUCUUUCAUUUGGUGCUGAAAAUUUCUGUUCAAUCAUUGACAAAUAUUUAUUGACACCCACUCUGUGCCAUGUACUACCACGUCAGGUGCUGGAUAUGUUGAUGAAUGAAACAGACUUUAUCCUUAUACAAUUUGAGUCUUGUGGGCUCAGAAGUAAAUUCUGUGAAAGCUGGACGGAUAGUCAAAUUGAGUGCUCUUAGUUUUGCCAAUAUUUAACAUGUUGUUCUUAUCAAUUUUUUAAAAUAAAUGUUAAUGUACAAAGUUAAUCUAGGUUUUGAUGUAUAUCCAGAGAAUACAUUUUUCUUUAAGUAUCUGCAUAGACAUUCAUAGCAAAGAAUUUAUGACACAUCAGAUAGAAAUACAUUAAAAUGUAGUGUUUUCCUAGAGCUUGAUCUGGCUUUUUUUUUUUUUUUGAUAUAUAUAAGAUACCACUUUAUAAAGAAGCUCCAUACUAUAGAACCUCCCCUAACAGGCUUACAAUACCUUUUUUUUUUUUUUUUUUUUUUGAGAACGGAGUCUUGCUUUGUCGCCCAGAUCAUGCAGUAGCAUGAUCUCGGCUCUGCAACCUCCAUCUCCCAGGUUCAAGCGAUUCUCCUGCCUCAGCCUCCUAAGUAGCUGAGAUUACAGGCAUGCACCACUACACCUGGCUAAUUUUUUGUAUUUCUAGUAGAGAUGGGGUUUCACCAUGCUGGUCAGGCUGGUCUCAAACUCCUGACCUUGUGAUCUGCCUGCCUCGGCCUCCCAGUGCUGGGAUUACAGGCAUGAGCCACCAUGCCCGGCCUUAAAUGCCUUCUUAAAGAAAAAAAUGCCAACUCCAUCCUUAAUCUCAAGGAAAUCUGAUUGUCCAAAUAGAUCUGUCAAUAUGUAACAUAUUAAUAGGUAACUUGCUGUGUAAAAUUAUAAGCCAUAUUUUAAAAGGUUUUAAAAAUACUUAAUGUGCUCCAUUUGUGAUGUAAUUUCUAACAUUUCUGCUCUGUGAUGGGGAUUUAUUUGUAAGAAUAAGAGGCAAAGGAAUGUUAGCAUAGCAAAAAUGUGUUUGAGUGAGUUAACCUUUUAAUGGCAACUCUAUAUGAAUAAAAUUACACCAGUUA